CAAACGAGACUUCGUCACGAGAUUUGUCACCGAGCCGAUGUCAUCAUCGUACGGGUUUCACGCCCUAAUCUGCAUGGUCAAUGUCUCUUCCUGUACUUUUUAUGUGUCGUCGCUUCGAAGAAGCAAAAAAGUUUUUUAAAGUUUCGGACCACGUAGGAUGUCAACUUGAAAGUACCCGCCUUUUUUCUCUUGGAUAGACUGUGAAACAACAGAGAGAUUUCUGUACUGUGAGAGUCAAGACACAGACGAGUCAAUUUCAUAUUGACUUGAAUGUCGAGCUAAAGAAACAUUCCCACUAAUUAAAAAAACAACAACAAAAACUGUGUUUGAGACAUGGCAGCAAGAGGCGGUGCACAAAGACCAAAUGGGACACAGGGGAAGAUAUGUCAGUUUAAAUUGGUGUUACUGGGGGAGUCGGCCGUGGGCAAGUCCAGUCUAGUGCUACGGUUCGUCAAGGGUCAGUUCCACGAAUAUCAAGAGAGCACCAUAGGAGCUGCUUUUUUGACACAGACAGUCUGCUUAGACGAUACAACAGUAAAGUUUGAGAUCUGGGAUACAGCGGGACAGGAGCGAUACCACAGCCUAGCACCGAUGUACUAUCGGGGAGCCCAGGCAGCCAUUGUAGUCUAUGACAUCACAAACCAAGACACAUUUGCACGGGCCAAGACAUGGGUGAAGGAGCUGCAAAGACAAGCGAGUCCCAACAUAGUUAUAGCGUUAGCUGGCAACAAAGCUGACUUGGCCAACAAGAGGAUGGUAGAAUAUGAGGAAGCCCAGGCAUAUGCUGAAGAAAACAGUUUGUUGUUCAUGGAGACAUCAGCCAAAACGGCAAUGAAUGUAAACGACAUAUUCUUGGCAAUUGCCAAAAAGCUUCCCAAAAGUGAGCAGGCGGGCGGAGCCGGGACUGUUCAGAGGCAAGGUGGGCGGGGCGUGGACCUGACGGAAAACCAACAACAGACGUCGGGUGGAUGCUGCAAAUGAAGGCUAACUUCACCAUUCUAUUAUCUCCCUGUACAAAUAAGAAGAAAUUACCGUCGGGGUUAGGAAUGGUUGGAAUUGGGGGAGGGGGGAAGGGGGGGGGGGAUAUGAAGAUUUUGGGGGUUGUCGAUGGCCGUUUUUGAUUUGACAUGAUCAUAGAUGUAUAAAUAUACAGGAAUUUGA
Molecule: messenger RNA, 1161 nt
Organism: Patiria miniata (bat star)
Lineage: Eukaryota; Metazoa; Echinodermata; Asteroidea; Valvatida; Asterinidae
Product: ras-related protein Rab-5B-like
Exons: 6
Coding region: 334-981 (215 amino acids)
Molecular function (GO): GTPase activity; GTP binding
Source: RefSeq, a predicted model, not a curated record